Molecule: messenger RNA, 7049 nt
Organism: Vidua chalybeata
Lineage: Eukaryota; Metazoa; Chordata; Aves; Passeriformes; Viduidae
Product: hydrocephalus-inducing protein homolog
Exons: 41
Biological process (GO): cilium movement; axonemal central apparatus assembly
Cellular component (GO): axoneme
Source: RefSeq, a predicted model, not a curated record
CGGGUGCCGUGGGUGCCUGGUAACCGCGAACGCGGCGGCGGCGGCGGCUGUGACGUGCGGGGCUGCUGUGCUGCGGAACAGCUCAGUGGCCACAGACCGCGCUCCUGGCUGCUUGUGCCAGCCUGGGCUCGUGCAGGCGGCUACACUCGCCAUUCACAAGCGAAUUGUUCGCAGAGCAUUGGUCUCUGCAAAGGAGUCCUCAAAACGCAGAGCAUUGGUCUCUGCAAAAGAUUCCUCAAAAAGCAGAGCAUUGGUCUCUGCAAAGGAGUCCUGAACACGCAGAGCAUUGGUCUCUGCAAAGGAUUCCUGAACACGCAGAGCAUUGGUCUCUGCAAAGGAUUCCUGAACACGCAGAGCAUUGGUCUCUGCACGGGAUUCCUGAACACGCAGAGCAUUGGUCUCUGCACGGGAUUCCUGAAUUUGCAGAGCAUUGGUCUCUGCACGGGAUUCCUGAAUUUGCAGAGCAUUGGUCUCUGCAAGGGAUUCCUGAAUUUGCAGAGCAUUGGUCUCUGCAAAGGAGUCCUGAACAGGCAGAGCAUUGGUCUCUGCACGGGAGUCCUGAAUUUCCUUUGAAGUUUCGUUGAGGCUUUGUCGCUCAUCUGGGAUAUCCUCCCUUCAAAAUGGCUUCUGGAUUCCCAAAAAAGACACCGACACCUCGUCCUUGGUCCAGGGAAAUGCUGAAGUCUUUUACUCUGCGUCCCUCUAAGUCCCUGUGGGAAAAGUUUUUCAGCAUGAAGAAGAAGAUCGAAGCCAGGAGGAGUAUUCUGCCCAGCAUUAACCCAGUUCUAGACAAGAGUGAGCCUCAUCAGAAGCUGUCGUCAGUUCCCCUGAAGCAGAACUUGUUUCAGAUUUCCCCACCAGAGGUGGUAUUUCAGAACUUUGUCACCCAUGAGGUCUCUGAAAUGGUGCUGUCUAUCAUGAAUAAGGACAAGUUUCCUCAGGUGGUGAAGGUCUCCAUGGAGAGCUCGCCUUACUUCCAGCUCACGUGCUCCAACGACGCGUACCGUGUCGUGCUGCCGGGCGCGUCCGCCCCCGUGCGCAUCCGCUUCACCCCCGAGGAGAACAAGGAUUAUUCCCACCAGCUUGUCUGCAUCACUGAAAGUGAAAGGAUAGUUGUGCCAAUUCGGGCCAUUGGUGCCCGAGCUAUCCUGACCUUCCCUGACCAGCUGGACUUCUCGGCCUGUCCGGUCAAGUACAGCACCCAGAAGACUCUGCUGGUUCGCAAUGUCGGUAACCGGGCAGCUCAUUACCAGCUGAGCACCCAGAGUCCUUUCUCCGUGGUUCCGACCACGGGAACUCUGGGCGCUGGCGACAGCAUGCGGGUGACAGUGGGAUUUCACCCGCUGACGACCGGUGACCAUUCCGGGUGGCUGUGCUGCAACACCGGUGAAGAAACUAUCCACACAGAGCUCCACGGAGAAGCUGGAGCUGUCCAUGUUGGGUUGAGCACAAAUUUCGUGGAGGUUGAGACGACUUUCAUCACCAUGUCCAACCACGCAACCAUGUUCAUUAAAAACAGGAGUAACGUCACGGCUCACUUCCAGUGGAAGGCUUUUCCUACUGAGGAAGAGGAGAAUAAAGAGAAGAGGAGGCAGUGUCGUUUUCUUCAGCCAUGGACAGAGAUGUGGCCGGAAGACUUAACGGAGGAGGAAAACACAGAGAAGGAGAAGGGCUCUUGUGAAGAUUACACUGCCCUCCCGAGCAACACGGUCCCGGAGGAGAUAGCAAAGGUGCAAGAGGACCCCAUGCUGUUCUCCGAUGACAUUUUUUCCAUUGAGCCAGUGGAGGGAGUAAUUGGGCCGAAUUGUUCGGCUAAAAUCAAGGUGACCUUCAAACCCCUAGAGGAACUGGAGUACCAAAGUGUGGCUUACUGCAGCAUCUCAGGCUGCGAGAGCAGGCUGCCCCUGUGCCUCACAGGGGAAGGCCACGGACCUUUGGUUGAACUCAGCUGUUCAACACUGAACUUUGGGAACGUUCCUGUCAACACCCCCCGCGUUUAUGAGGUGAAGCUGAUUAACCAAGGAGCUAUUGAUGCUCCCUUCACCUAUAUCCGUUCAACUGCAAACGUGGGCUUCUGCUUCAAGUUUGCACCCGAGGAGGGCAUCAUUGCACCAGGUGGGACCCAGACGAUCCAGGUCUCCUUCAGUGCCACCGUGCUGGGGAGGUUUGAGGAAGAAUUCCAGUUCAGUGUGGCUGGAUCUCCUACGUCUGCAAUCCUGACUAUCAUGGGGUGUGUCACUGGACCGAGUUCACACUUCGACGUCAAUAAGCUCGACUUCAAGGACAUCUCCUCUGGCUCUCGCAACACCAAGACCCGUUGCCUCACUCGCACCUCCUCGGUGUCCCAUAUCGCCCUUUGGGGAGAAGCCCACUUCCCAAAUCUCCAAAUCCAGCCCAGCAGGCUGGAGUUCGUGGGUGGCACUGAAGGAGUGCGCUCUCUGGAGAUGACCAACUGCAGCUCUCUUCCCGUCAAGUACCGCUGGUCAUUCCGCUCGGAGGACAAGCUGGGAUAUGAGCCUUACCCACUUAAAUUCAAACCCCAACCACCAAAGGAGCAGAGAACCUGUUUGGAUUCCUCGGCAUAUAAAAGGAGGUUCCUGAUUAGAAAGGAGGAGGCAGGCAAAGCCCUGAAAGAGGUGCAGGACUUUGCCCAGUCAUUAGGAGCAGAGGCUUUCAGCAUCCUGCCGCUGUCAGGCGUGCUGCAGCCAGGACAGAGCCAGCAGGUCUCCUUCACCUUCUCUGGCCACCGGGACGUCCUCGGCGGUGUGAAGGCGCUGUGCCGCGUGGAGGGAGGCCCCACCUACGAGGUGGAGCUGAUCACCUCACGCGUCAGCUACUCCCUGAGCCUCUGGGAGAUCGACUGUGGCUCUCAGAUGUUUAAUGAAAUUGGUCACAGCACGGUCACCCUGGAGAACACUGGCAGGAUUGAAUUCAGCUGGGUGCUAAAGCCUAGCACUGCCGACCAGCAUCUGCCUGGCGUGUUUCUGGUCAACCCCACCACUGGCUCCAUGGCACCUGGCGAGAAGCAAGCGCUGAAAUUCUCUUACAUGCCAGGAUUACCAGGAGCUUUCAGCAGGAUUUACCAGCUGAAAGUGGGUGACCUGGAGCCGAAAAAUAUCCUCCUGAAAGGAGAAGCGUCCUUUCCCGUGAUCACCGUGAACCUGCCCUGGAACACCAAAGAAAAUGAAAAAUAUGAGCAGCCACUGAAACAGCAUGUAAAACACCUGCAACAGUACAGCCAGAGGAAUAAAUCAGAAAUUGUUCAGAAGACUCAGAGCCUGAAGACUGACACCUUGAAGUCUCAGACCCUGAAAACUCAGACUCCAAAGACUCAGACCUCGGAGACUCAGGAUCCAAAGACUCAGGACCUGAAGCCCCGCGUGCCUGGCUCUGGCAUUGUACCAAGCACUCAGCUGCAGAUGAACACGGUGAGGAUGCUGAUAGAGAAGGCUGCUCUGGAGCUGCAGCAGAAGCUCACGUGCCAUCCCCCGAAGAGCAGGUUCCCUGACAAGCAGCUAUGCCAGAGUCUUGUCAAAGUUGAGCUGCCCGAGUAUGUCCUGGACAUGGGCACUGUCCUUAAGGGUUUCACUGAGAGAAGCACUCUGGAGAUCACCAACCCUGGGCAGAUCCCAGUGUCCUUCCAGGUCGAUGAAUCUGUCCUGCAGGACACAGGUUUCAGCGUGGACCUGGGCCUGAUGAAGAGCCUGGCCCCCAGCCAGACCAUGGCGUUUAACGUGUGCUUUGAAAGUGCCCGCUGGCCGCAGGGUGACGUGGAUGUGCUGCUGCCCAUAGAGGUGACAAAAGGCCCCACGUCUCACAUCCGCCUCCGCGCCACUGUGCUGGAAGCGUCGCUCGACCUCUCCAAGAACACGCUGCAGUUCUCUGACAUCCUGCUCGGGCAGUGCCAGGUUGAGACCAUCCGGCUCUACAACCGCUUCCAAGCACCCUGCAAAUGGUCCAUCGAGCCUGUUCUGAAGAACAAUCACCUCGAAUACAUGACACCAGCCGUACGCCAGAAGUGGCAGGCGCUGGAGGAUGAGCCCUGUCCCUUUGAAGUGAUGCCCUCCCAAGGAACCCUUGAUCCAGGAUGCUGGCAGAACUUAGAAAUCCACUUUACACCCAAGGAGGAGAGGUCUUACAAGAAUGAGCUGAAGCUUAACAUCUGUGGGAGCAGCAAUCACUUAAAGCUGCACCUCUCAGGACAAGGUCUGGAGCCACGGCUGGAGUUCAGCCCCCCAGCACUAAAGAUGGGACCGGUGCUGGUGGACAGCGAUGGGGUGGAGGCCACAGUGGUGGUGAAGAACCCCUGCGACUUCCCCAUUGAGUUUUACUCCCUGGAUUUUGAUGAGCAGUACCUUGAGGAGGAGAAGAUGCUGGAACACGUGGGACUGCAUCCCCACGGGCCUCCCCUUGCCCCGGCUGCUGUGCUCUCCAUAGUGGAGUACCCAGAGGAGCGGCUGGGCCCUGCAGAGCGCGUGGAGCCCUUCACCAUUGUGGCACCGGGAGGUGCUGCUGUGGAAGACAAUCCGGCCAAGGCCCCGGAUGCGAAGGGCAGCUCUGCCGAGGGCCAGCCAAAGAUGGGUAAAGCGGCCAGCAGAGACAGCUCUCCAGAGGAGAACCAGAUCUCCACAGGCAGAGCAGAAAGUUCCUCCGCAACAAGAUGCAAAAGUACGCUGGAAAGUGCCUCAAUCCCCACAGAAUUCCUCAGGCUGAAACGGUACCGGUGGAUCGUGCCUGCCCGCGGUGAGGUGGAACUGAAGGUCCACUUCUCCACCAUAAAGCCAGGGAAGUUUGAGCAGACGCUGAGGUUUGAGCUCGUGCAGACAAAGCGCCAGUACGAGCUGCCCUGCAGUGGCACCAGCCUGUACCCCAGCAUCAGCCAGAACCCACGGGUGGUGUUUCCACAGUGGAGGAAAACCAUGGAGAAAGAUGAAGUUGUCGUCAAGGAAUAUGUUGAGAGCACAAAGCAAUUCCACUUUGGGCCGCUGCUGUGUGGGAAAUCAAGAGAGUGGUACGAGGCCCAGAACUGUCCCGGCAACUCGGAGAAUUUAACCAUCCUGAACAACUCCCCCGUGGACGUAGAGGUCCAGUUCUCCUUUGAGAAUGCUGGGGGAGCAGAGACGUUCCUUUUGGACCCUCCCAGCAUGGCACUGAAACCAAAGGAGAAGCAGGAGCUGACCAUUUGGGCAUACCCCACUUCCCCUGGCUUCCUGGAAGACAAACUCAUCUGCAGCAUUGGGAAGAACCCCAACCCAGUGGUCUUCAGCCUGUGCUGCCAUGGGGUGCACAUGAAGCUGGAGGUCAGCCCCCUGGAGCUGUCCUUUGACAAGCUGCUUCUGCACAGGACCGACAGCAGGACCUUGGUCCUGAGAAACUACACCCUGCUGCCCAUGUCCUGGCAGCUCAGUGGGCUGGAUGACCUUGUUGAGGACUUCUCCUUGUCACAAGAUAACGGCACCAUUGCUCCCCGCUCUGAGUUUGAAGUGACGGUGCAUUUCAAGGCCAGGCAGAUUGGCAGCAUGAAGAAGACCCUCCGACUAGAGGUUUCAGAUCCAGAAAACAUCGUGGGGGUUGUUCAGGCUGAAAACAUCAAAAUCUCUGCAGAGGUCUAUGACGUUUCUCUGAGCAUCGACAUGCCCAAAGGUCCAGAUGGAAGCUUGGAAUUUGGAACCAUUCAUGUCCUGGAUAACGUGAAGAAAGUCCUGACUCUAAAGAACAAAGGGCUAUACAACAUUGAGUACAGUUUCACGCUGAAGGGUGCAGGUCCCAGGAUGCAAAAUGUGGCAUCCCACUUCACUGUUGAGCCUCAGUCGGGCCUGCUGACUGCCUCCCAGCGUGGUGUGAAUGUUGAGCUGCUCUUCCACCCCAAAAGUGAAAUCCUCCUCAAGAACAAGCCCAUCCUGUACUGCCAGGUGAUAGAUGCCAGCUCAGGUGGAGGAGGCCAGGCUGUCGCCAACAUCCCAGUGAGGGUGUCAGCAAAAGCUGAGUACAGCAAGUACAGCAUUGAGCCUGCCUCACCCAUCGACUUUGGAGCCAUGAUCAAGGGCACCAAGGAGACCCAGACUGUCGUGCUGGAGAACAAAGGCAUGCUCGGCUUCAAAUUCCGCAUCCACGAGCACCCAAGGAGCUCUGUGAAAAUCAAACCCCAAACCCUGACCUUCACCAUCAGCGGGAAGGGGCACGAGCCGCAGCUGACAGUCGUGCGCCCGAGCGCUCGCAGCAAGAGGGGAAACGCCGUGCUGCGCUUCAAGCGGCUCCAGCUGGGGGAUUCAGAGACGCUGCCCCUGGUCAUCCGUAACGAUGGCAUCAUACCUGUCAAGUUUAUGUUACUCCUGGAGGAUGAGCAUGCAGCAUUCUUCUUGAAAGGCAGGGCCUCCGCACUCCGGAUAUUCCACGCUGGAGAUGCGGAAGAGGGCUCCGUUGGAAACGAGAGCAAGCCCCCAAAGAAGCCUUUCUUCCUUCUGCCUUGUGGGCAAUCAGCAGAGUUUGGUGUCAUUUUCAAACCCAGCCUGGCUCAGCAUCUGGAAGGGAAGAUCCGUGUGUUAGUGGGGGACACCUGGUCUGUCAAGACCCUAAUAGAGCUGGUGGGUGAAGGCCACAAGGACGAAUUCACCCUCAUUGGACUGGAGGAAGACACACAGGAGAGGAAUGCCAAGAUCAAUCUGAAGGAAGACGUCAUUGAUGCUGUCAGAGUGAUUCACAUCAAUUUUGGGGACUGUCCUGUCGGGAAGCCCUGCCACAGGACCUUCAGCAUCAGCAACCACAGCCAGACGAAGGUCAUGCACUUUGAGUGGGAGGCAGGUGCCCCAUUCCAGUUCUCCCCCAAGGUGGGACACCUCCAUCCUGGCUGUGCCAAGGACAUCACAGUGUCCUUGAAAUCAGAUGUCCCAGCCACCUUCAGGAGGCACCUGGUGAAAUGUAAGGUGACCAAGGUCAACUUUGAGCUGCCACAAAGGAAGGUUCCCGACUGGGAUGACCAAAUGCGCGCUGUCCCACGGAAGGAUACCACCAGGAAAGAGCUGGCAGCCAAGUGGCCUAAAACAGAGAAG